Messenger RNA from Nothobranchius furzeri (turquoise killifish), 6135 nucleotides. It is a transcript of the gene camkmt, whose product is annotated as calmodulin-lysine N-methyltransferase. Gene Ontology annotation, cellular component: cytoplasm. Gene Ontology annotation, molecular function: calmodulin-lysine N-methyltransferase activity. Lineage: Eukaryota; Metazoa; Chordata; Actinopteri; Cyprinodontiformes; Nothobranchiidae. The record is from RefSeq and is a predicted model, not a curated record.
CGAUGGCUUCAGCAAUCUACUAUUAUGUCUGAAACAACAAUAUGUACGGAAGUAAAACGUUACAGAUGAUUUCCACCGAGCAAUAGCGUGGAUCUUUUCUAGAUUUUUGUAUUUUAAAAGAAACCAUCCUUUGUAACAUAGCAUCAUCCCAUCAGUAUCAAUAACUGUGACAAACAAUUUGCCUGGAAGCUGUUUACAGAUUAAUCCAACAACAAUUUUGAGGAGAAAAUGGAAAGAGAUUCCACCGGCUCUGCAGAAGAGCCCGAGCCGGUGUCCUGCAGGGAUAACAUUAGUGAAGACACCUGCACAGCUAAAACCUACACCUCUCUAGGGGGAACCUGUGGUGCGACUCCUGUUGCCCAAGCCAGAUGGACUCUGUUGAGACAGGUGUUGCGUCAGAAGCAAUCAGACAGUCCAGAGGUCAAACAGGUGUCCGUUCGCAGGUUUGCCACCUUUGACCUUUUCAGGAGGAAACAAGUUGCAGCACAAGAUCGCAGCAAUACCUCAGACGACCAGUGGGUGGAGUACAGAAGUGUGUACUUUCCUGAGUACAGUGCCUUCCUCAGGGAUAAUCUGGGACCUCUUAGAGUCAAUGAAGUACUCAACAGUUUCGACAAUACCGGCAACGUCUGUGUGUGGCCAUCUGAGGAGGUGAUGGCGCAUUACUGCCUGCAGAAACGUCACAUUUUCAAGGGUGCAGUGUGUGAGUUGGGAGGUAUGACCUGUCUUGGUGGGCUCAUGGUUGCCAUUUCUGCUGACGUGAAGGAAGUUCUGCUAUCAGAUGGGAAUGAGAAGUCCAUUCAGAAUGUUCGAGGCCUGCUGGAGAGAAACAGGCUGGCUGGAAAAUUUGGAUCAACGCACGUGUUUUCAAGGGUGGUUCGCUGGGACUGUGAAAUGGAUAUUUCAGCACUAGAGGGUCACUUUGAUGUUGUCAUGUGUGCGGACUGUUUGUUUCUGGACCAGUACAGAGCCAGCCUGGUUGAUGCCGUAAGGAGAUUACUGCGACCCAACGGCACGGCGUUGGUGUUUGCUCCACUGCGAGGUGAAACUCUGACUCGGUUCUGUCAGCUGGCCCAGCAGGUCGGGCUUUACGUCUCUCAACGCCAGCAGUAUGAUGCUCAGGUCUGGGGUGUUCACUUAAAGAUGCUGAAGGAAGGAAAACAAGUGUAUGACGAGAACAUCCACUAUCCUCUCCUCAUCACCCUGACCAAAGAACCUCAACCUGUCCACCAUGCUGAGUGAAACACACCAACAGCUCACACACAAUUCCUUUUUUUGUUUGGGAUCUGAGUUUGACAAAUUCCCCAGUCAGCCUUCCGAAUAGUUAACAAGUAAGGCUUGGUUAUUACCCGUCCUUUAUUAGUUUUACAGGCUGUCCAUAUAGAAAAGUACAUGGAGACUUUUCUAUCUUUACCCCUUUAACCAGUCGCUGUUAACCCACACCACUGUGUUUCUGUCCUCAGCGUGGAGGCCAGCUUUAAUUUAAGCGACUGUCACAGUGUGAAACAACUCAGUUUCUCCUCUUUCCAUCUCUAAUUUAUUUUAAUAUAGCUCAUUCAUCCCAGUCAGAGGUCAGCACAAGAACGUCAUUUGUGUGUUUCUUGCAGCGGUGCAUUAACACAUUAAGGCGCAUUCAGAUUAAAAGAGCAACCGUUGCUUCCAGGAGCUGCAGAUUGCAUAUUACACUUAGUUAUUGUCACGGGCACAAAUAGACCUGACUAAGUGACACCUUGAUUAAUUUUACUCAACUCUGUUGGUGUUAUAAUGUGGUGGAACGCAACAGCAUGCUGGCUUUAAUUCUUUAAUUAUGUGACCUUUAACUCCUCUCUUCAGUUGUGGUUUAAGUUUUGAAAUGGAGUUGAUGGAUUUUAUUCAUUAAUGUGUUUAACUCCACUUCUUUGUGUCAAAUGUCAUGGUUUGAAUAUCUGAACAUGAAGAAGCUGUUUUUGCAUUAAUUGACCCAAUACUGUGGAAUUGAUGUAUUAGGUGUGUUUCCAUCGCCGGAACUUCAGGGGAAAUUCACCGGGAGAUACGAUGUCCCGGUCCUCUCAGCUGUUGUCUCCAUUCAAAUUCAGCUCUUUCAGAACUUUGCACAGACAUAAGCAAAUCGCGACUGCUUCGGCAGGGACUGAUGUCACUGAUCAACGCCACAGUAACGUUAAUAACGGUAAAAGUUUGAUUCUGUCAAAGCGUAUCGUAAUUUAAUCCAUUCAGAGGACGAGAGCAGCUGUGUGAUGUAAAAUGUGGCGUUCAAUGACUAGAAGAAGCUCGUUUUUUUUUACACCGCUCUAUGAGACAAUGAAGCCCCGUUAAUGAAGUCGCUGUGGGGGAAUUUCCCCGUGUUUUCCAGUGUCAGGAGCUUAAUUUGAAGCGUGAUCGGGGCUUUUUUUCUUUUGCUUCUAUUCUGCUUCACCAGCAACUUUUCUAAUUUUACUACUACCAGUUGUUUUGGACGACGUCUGCUGAUGUCAUUUCCAACUGAGUUACAACCAGUCACCAUGAGUUAACCAAAAGUUAUGCUCAGCUACCGCACCAGGCCGUUCCGAGUACCUGAUCAGGAAUUCAGAAAAUUCCUGAAAAUGGCCGUUCGGCUGGCCUGGUCAAGUGGAGACACGUGCGUGUCAGGAAGUUCCUAUAAAUUUACCCCACAUUUCCGAUAAUGGAAACGCACCUAUUGGGAGUUUAUUUGUAAAGUAGAUUGAUUUAAGUGCUGAUAUCUGACGGGAGGUCUUAGUUUAACUAUACAGAUUUUAUGGACGAACAUCAAAACAACAUUUCUGGUCUUUUUCAGGUUACAUUUCUGUAUUUAAGGAAUCAGAACUAUCAAUACACUCCAAAACACCAAUCAGGUGUACAGAGGCAAAGGUUAGAUUAAUAUAAUCCAGCGUUAGUUUAUGAGCUGCAUAUUUCUUCAUGACAUGCAUGUGCAGCACAAGAACAAAUGGCAUGAGCAUGAUGCCAUAUAACAUCCAGCCUACAAAUUGAAUACAAACUUUUAUAAUCUAUAACUUUUUAAACAUUAGCUUCAACUUUUCCAAUCAAUCGCACCACUUUUUCUAUCAACCAACUCUUCUCAGGUCUUCUCUCCUACUUUUUCCUGUUUGUAGUGAUAUUAGAAGUACAGCAACUGUUUGCAUUUCUCCAUUUUACACUGUGAUCCACUGGCGUACACAGCAGCCAAAAAGCUAUGCAGUACCUCCCAGUGGUUGCUGUUUACAUUUCUCAUAAUGAUAAUCAGCUUGCAGAAAUAAAAGAGGAAGAACUUGAAAAAAAAAGCCAAUUAUAUCUGUUGUCCCAGUGCUUUGAGGAUUAAAAUGACAUUGCAAAAGUUUAAAAGCCUAUUUAAUUACAUUUUGAAGCAUAUUUGUAAUGUGAUUUGCUGAAUUGGGUAUAUGUGGGCUAAUAUAAACACCCUCCCCACUGUGACUGUGUACAGAAACUGCAUUAAUGAACCUGAGAUCACUGUUUACUCUAAUGUUCUCAUUAAGUUGCUGCUUGUUGCAAAAUCACUGCCUCUUUUAGUGAUUUAAUCUGCUGUGAUGACACAUUUUUAGCUGGCGAUGCCCUUACACUUUGUCAUUAUGUUCUCACUGUGAAAACAGACGGUCAAGAAAUCACUGAUGGCCAGCAUCAUUCAGAUUAUAAUGUGUGGUUUUUAUCUGGAUUUGCUGAUGUGAGUAUUAGUGAGUUAAUGUAGACAUUUUGUGGUUGGUGUCAUUAAACUGUCCAAAAUGGGAGGAAAGUGGUGUUUGAUGAAUCGUUUCUUUGACGCAACAAUGUCAGAAACCAUGUUUAUCGCAUCGUAAGUGGUGCAGCAUUUGCUCAUUUCAACUAAACUCGACCAACCUUGUUAUGAUAGGAACUGAUAAGCCUUUGAGCUUUUAAGAUUGUUUAUUGAUAAAUGAUAAAUGGCCCACACUUUUAUAGCACCUUUCAGAGUCAGAGGACUCCAAAGCGCCUUACACAACAGUGUAUCAUUCAUCCAUUCAUACACACAUUCACACACUGAUGGUGAUAAGCUACGAUGUUACCAUAGCUACACUGGUGCGCACUAAUCAGGCGUAUUUCCUUGCUGUAGCUAAAAUGCAACUGUGUGUUGGCUUUGGCCAGAUUUUAAGAUCAUCUCCCACCCCUCUGGUGCAGUAGGCAGGCGGAGUGUUAAGGUGUCCCGUUUGAGCUUGAGUUUCCAUCUCUAAAAGCAUAGAAAGAGGAUUUGAGGGAUCACAUCGUCUCAAUGUAAACAAACGCGGACUGGAAAUUGCUACCAUCUUUCGCGCAAAGCCUCAUGGGCUGUAAGAAUAACGUGGAUAAGAGAAGUUGCACUUUCAUUUCCACUUGGUGUUAUUACAGUAAAUUCCUGCCUGUUGUUGCAGGAAGAGGGCGACUCAGCCUCUCCAUCACGCUGUCCAGUAGUGCCAAGUGAGGGACAGAAGUGAGAGACGACUGCGGCUAUAAGUAAUAUUGACUGCAGCAGCGCUACAAAAAAGGGAAAACGACUAAAAUGUGCCACUCUGUCAACUCAGGCAUCAGGCUCCUGUCACCCUGUCACCCCCCCCCCCCCACCCCCCACCCCUUGCACAAGCUGCCACAGGCUAGCUGCUACAGCCGUAACACCUUUAAAGCUCUGAUUGGCUACUUUUUUCAAGACAUUUGCUGUGGUCUCUUGUACAAACGAAUGCCUUGUGAGUUUUCUGUGAAAAAAAAGCUCUGGCAGUUCAAUUUUAGGAAGUUGAAGAUAGCCGGAGGUGCGGGGUACAAAAAUGGCCGGAUUUAGAGUCUUACUCAUUAAUGAUCAUCUUGCCUCUGAUUGGCUUACAGCAACACAACUCUUCCGCUGCCUCUGUUUGCUCUGCAAUGUUGAUGUUUUAUCGACACAAACAACACAAGCCUUGUGGAGCUGCUAAUGCUAAUGGUUAGCUUCUACUAGCCGAGAUGUGCUCUCCUCUCUUCUGGCUGCUAAAAUCAACACAGCUAUCCCCGGUCGCGGGCUAUAAUGGGUUAGAAACCCCAGAUGUGUGAAACAAUUGCCACAGCAGAUCCUGGGUCAGUCAGGAGACUGCACAAUAACUGUAGUUUUGAUGAUCCGGCUCCGGACAGAGAAUUCUGCUGUUGUGUCCUUGGGCAAAACACUUAACCCACCUUGCCUGCUGGUGGUGGUCGGAGGGACCAGUGGCGCCUGUGCUCGGCAGCCUCGCCUCUGUCAGUGCCCCCCAGGGAAGCUGUGGCUACAUCGUAGCUCAUCACCAUCAGUGUGUGAAUGGAUGAAUGAUACACUGUAGUGUAAAGCGCUUUGGAAUCCUUACUCUGAGAGGUGCUAUACAAGUGCGGGUCAUUUAUCAUCAUUGUUUUGAUUGGAAUCGUUAGGGUUAGGGUAAACGAUUAAUCAUGAGCCCUACCGCCGACGCCAAACGUUUUACUCUGCAAAUGACUCUCGUUUGGUUUCGCUUAUUGGAUUGGAUGAUAAAUCUAAAGGCAGAAUGCAUUUUUGUAAUUUAACUAUUGUUAAUUUCACUAAAAGGGGCAUAAUUAGCAUGUGGAUGAGUUUGAUCUGCAGUUAGUUUCUGCUAAAUUGCAGCCCUAUGGGGGUGAGCGUUGUGGUCAUGAGCAGUGAGAUCUGGGAUCGCCUCUAGUCGAAGGAUCUCAUCUCGAUAUGUCUCUGUUGAAGACGAGCUUGAUGGAGAAUCAUUGUUGCGGCAAAGAAAUCACAAAUUUCCUGACUUUUUUUGCUCAAACUUUACUUUUACGUCCAAAUUUUGAUUUUCAUCAUUAAAUAUAAUCAGCAAAAUUAUUUUUGCUUGAAUUCAGAUACAAAUCAAAUGUGUUUUUUUUAUAUUCCUCUUCCCAAAAAAUAAAUAAAUAAAAGAGAACAAUUCAAAAAGUUCUACAAGUUAGAUAAGACUGAUUGUGGACAGGGUCACAGGACCUUGGAAUACCUUCAAGAAUUGGAUGAUUUGAAGCUUUGUGAGGGUUUGACACCAAAAUGUAGGUAUUCAAAUUAAACAUUUCAAUUUAUCCAGUGUCAGCCUGGGCACGGGCUUGUGUAAUGAGUUUUUGCUUUGCUGUAAUCAAAGUGAGCUGGAUUUUGUUCAUGUUUCUCUUUUUAUGUGAAUGAAUAAAAUCAUUUUCUUCAAUAAA